This is a messenger RNA of Cylindrotheca closterium, 567 nucleotides long. The record is from the annotation of a GenBank genome assembly. Lineage: Eukaryota; Bacillariophyta; Bacillariophyceae; Bacillariales; Bacillariaceae.
AUGAAGUUCUCAGGUAUAAGGUCUCAUACUUGGGAUGGGGCAGAACGCGGUGGCAAUCGUGUUUCUUUUCAAGAUGGUCUCCCUGAGGAGCUUUGUGAUUUGAGAGCACGUGAGUUUUUGCAUGCUGAGGAUCGCGCACGUGGAAGCUAUCCAUUGCUUGAUUUUUCAAUGGUAUCAAAGACAUUUCCGCAGUCAAGUGCAGAUGACAGAGUACUUGCUGUUACCAAGGCUGCCCUUUUGGCUAUAGAACUUGCUCUUCCCUUGGGCUCAGUAAACACGAACUCUAUCUGGAAGCCAGAAUAUGCAGAGCGGUGGCGAAUAGCGGUGCAAAGAGCACAUGGCCCAUGGGACUUGAUGCGAUGCACCAUGCUUCUUGAAGACAUCAUAUCUGAAGAUUGGACAAAACCUGAGAUUAUGCACCUCAGAUCCUGCUUGUCAGGACGCUGGAAAGCGCUUUCUGAAUCUUCCCCAUCUUCAGUUGCAAUGAGGGCAAUUUUGUUGGACAGGGGUCUGCUUUAUGGGGUUGUUGACAAGAAACCGUAUAUGCUCCUAAAGUCAAGAAAAUGA